ACUGAAAGUCCGGUGACUUUCAUUUUGGUGAGGAUUGCUGCAUACACUACACGCAAUGUAUUCGUCACAUUGGACUAGAAGACUGAGAGCUGGCCGAGAUAGCUAUAGCGAAAGAUUGGAAGCAGGCGAAGAAGAAGAAAAGAAGGAGGAAGGUGGUGGCGAAGAGAAGAAGGAAGGCGAAGAGAAGAAGGAAGGCGAAGAGAAAAAGGAAGGCGAGGAGAAGAAGGAAGGCGAGGAGAAGAAGGAGGGAGAAGAGAAAAAAGAAGGAGAGGAAAAGAAAGAAGGCGAAGAGAAGAAGGAGGGAGAGGAGAAGAAGGAAGGCGGUGAGGAGAAAAAGGAAGGAGAGGAAAAGAAGGAAGGCGAAGAGAAGAAGGAGGGAGAGGAGAAGAAGGAAGGCGGUGAGGAGAAAAAGGAAGGAGGUGAAGAGAAGAAAGAGGAAAAGAAGGAGGGUGAGGAAAAGAAAGAGGGCGAGGAGAAGAAAGAAAGCGAGCAGAAGAAGCCUGAAGAAAAAAAAGAGGGCGAAGAAAAGAAAGAAGUAGAUAUUAAAGCAGAAGGAUUGGAGAAGAAACCCGAGGAGAAGAAAGAAGAAGCAAGCAAGAGUCCAGAUGAGGCGAAAAGUAAGCCUACUUCUAUUAGCAAAGAAAGUAAGGAGAGCAAAGAGAGCAAGGAAAAAGAAAAGAGUAAGGCAAAGCCAGUCGAGGGGAAACUUACGGGUAGUCUUGCAUUUGCUGUGUUCGCUGUGGUCUUGGGAUCCUUCCAAUUUGGUUAUCACAUAGGAUGUGUGAAUACUCCAGAGAGAAUUAUUAAAGAUUGGAUCAAUGGUUCGCAUACAAAACAUUUUGGUUCGCCUCUUGACGAAGCAAAGAUGAAUAUUGUGUGGGGUAUUACCGUGUCACUUUUUCCUGCCGGUGCAGCCAUUGGUGGAUUAAUAAGCGGAGCGUUGGCUGACAAAGCUGGUCGACGUAACGGUUUAUUGUACACAAACAUCUUCGCGUUUGUCGCUUGUGCCUGUAUGGGUUGCUCAAAGAUGGUUGGCUAUUAUCAUCUCAUUAUCGUUGGACGUUUCCUGAUUGGAAUUUAUGCAGGCCUUACUGUGCUCGUGCCUAUUUACCUUACGGAAGUUUCGCCUACAAAUCUUCGCGGUAUGCUUGGUUCUCUCCAUCAGCUGUUUAUUACUAUUUCUAUACUGUUUUCACAGAUCCUUGGAAUACCGUUCGGUACACCUGACCUCUGGCCUAUAAUUUUGUCCUUUACGGCUAUCAUUGCCCUCGUUCAAGUACUUGUACUGCCAAUGGUUCCGGAAUCGCCUAAAUGGACCUGCACAGUAAAAGGAGAUGUCGAUAAAGCAACAGCAGAUUUGGAAAAGUUGCGAGGAACCUCAGAUGUCGGAGCUGAAAUUGAUGCAAUGAAGGAUGAAGCAGCGGCGGCUAAAGGCUCAGGGACUGUUUCGUUUGGCGAUAUGUUCCGUGGGACUCUGAGAUGGCCGAUGAUCAUCGCUAUAGCGUUGAUGAUGGCACAACAAUUUUCUGGAAUCAAUGCGGUCAUGUUCUACUCAACUUCAAUCUUCGAACAAGCUGGUCUCAUCGGUAAUGCGGCAAAGAUCGCAACCAUAGGUAUGGGUUGCGUCAACGUAGCGAUGACGAUCAUCUCUACAUGGCUGGUGGAUCACCCUAAAGCUGGUCGUCGUACGUUGCUUCUCAUUGGAAUGGUGGGAAUGUUCAUUUCUACGGCCUUGCUGACUUUGUCGAUCACUUUCUCGAGGAAAGGGCAUACAUGGGUGGCCUGGGGUGCAGUCAUAUUCGUCAACACAUUCGUCAUAUCAUUCGCCACUGGAGCAGGCUCCAUUCCCUGGUUCUUCGUGUCAGAAAUCUUUGCUUCAAAAGCCAGAGGAAAUGCAAAUGCUGUAGCAACCAUGACAAAUUGGAUCUGUGCCGGUCUUGUCGGACUAUUGUUUCCCCCUAUAAAUGGUAAAAUCGAACAGUUUUCUAUCCUAAUUUUUACUGCCUGCCUGGCAAUCUUCGAAAUAAAGGCUCCGUACAUGUGAACUUCGCUGCGAAUUCAACGUUUGGGCGAACCCUCAUCCACCCCUUGUGUAAAUAUUUUUCUGUGCAUUUUCUCGAAAUGUUACCACAUUCGCUAGAAACUUAUCGUUGUUCGUCUUUUAUGUGUGCGGAUCUGUUCUACUCCUGUCUGUACGUCUCUUUUCUGUAAAUGUCGCUUUUUCCAAAGUGUUUAUUUGAUCGCGCUUAUUUUCUCUUGAUCUAUUGAUCUCAGAUAAAGUUUAAGAGCGC
Molecule: messenger RNA, 2291 nt
Organism: Cylicocyclus nassatus
Lineage: Eukaryota; Metazoa; Nematoda; Chromadorea; Rhabditida; Strongylidae
Source: the annotation of a GenBank genome assembly